AAAAAAGUCGCAACCUACUCAACUAUCUGCAUUCACCUACUUUGGCUAGUCAAGUAGAUCCAGUACAACCACUCUAGACAUGUCUUCCUUCCAGCCCAUCUUCAAGAUCACCCCUGGCGUCCAGUCUUACGACUGGGGUAAGAUCGGGUCGACCAGCUUGGCAGCCCAGUUCGGAGAACGAUGUAUCGAGGGUUUCACUACGGACGACAAGAAGCCUUAUGCCGAGCUCUGGAUGGGCACCCACGUAACCCUCCCAUCUCACCAAACCUCUUCCUCCCGCCCGCUCUCCGAGGUCCUCGCCUCGGAUCCAGAGAAAUACCUAUCAAAAUCCAUCAUCUCCAAAUAUCCCAACGCUGCCGAGGGUCACCUGCCCUUCUUGUUCAAGGUGUUGAGUAUCGGCAAGGCGUUGAGCAUCCAGGCACACCCGGAUAAGACUCUGGCGGAGAGGUUGCACAGGGAACGGCCAGAGAUCUACAAGGACCCCAACCACAAGCCCGAGAUGGCCAUCGCCUUGACCCCCUUCCGCGGAUUCUGCGGCUUCCUCCCUCUCCCUCAAUUGCUCCUCCUCCUCUCUACAAUCCCCGAGAUGCGAAGUCUCAUCGGCGAAGCCCCCCUGACCGCUUUGGCCAAGUCGGUGAAUGUGGAACUGUCUCCCGCUUCCUCAGAUGUCGACGAGGCGUUGGUCAAGAUGGCCAAGGAGAGCGUCAAGGGCGGAUCGGUGGAAGAGAUGAAACCCGGUCAAAAAGAAGCGCUCAAGGGGGUCUUCGAGGUGCUCAUGAAAGCCUCUGAAUCGUCCGUCAAGGAUGCCCUGAAGAGCCUCCUUGCACGAUACACCGACCCCUCAACCAAAUAUGCGACGCAAGCGGAACAGGACCUCGUCGAAUUGGUCAAGGAGCUCAAUUCGCAGUUCCCGGACGACGUCGGCGUGUUGUGUUGUUUCAUCCUGAACGUCGUCGAGUUGGAGGUCGGAAAGAGCGUGUUCUUGAAGGCGGACGAGCCUCAUGCUUAUAUCAGUGGAGAUAUCAUCGAGUGCAUGGCUACUUCUGACAACGUCGUCCGAGCAGGCCUGACUCCGAAACUCCGGGAUGUCGACACCCUGAUCUCGAUGCUGACCUACGUCUCGGCUCCCGCCGACGCCCAACUCUUGACCACCAGCUCUUUCGCUCCCAAGACGGAACUGCACGACCCGCCCAUCGAGGAGUUUAGCGUGCUCCGGACUGCUCUGGAGAAGAGUGGGGAAACGGAGACACACAGGCCGAUCGAGGGGCCGAGCAUCGUCAUCGUCACCGAGGGAAGCGGCAAGGUCGGAGAAGAAAAGGUGGAGAGGGGGGAUGUGGUCUUUGUCGCCGCAGGAGUGGAGGUCGAGUUCGAGGCGGGGAGUCAAGGAGGGUUCACCUUUUUCCGAGCAUUCGUCGAGGCUUGAGAAGGCGCGAGUUGAGAGCGUGGGACUGUUUGACCAUACUUUAGAGUUUCAGAUUUUGUUUAGGGAUGUUUGGCUUGUAUCAUCUGGACUGAUGUUUAUAAACGGGGUUAUUGCUGUGC
Filobasidium floriforme is the source of this 1542-nucleotide messenger RNA. RefSeq names its product RmlC-like cupin domain-containing protein. The record is from RefSeq and is a predicted model, not a curated record. Gene Ontology annotation, cellular component: cytosol. Gene Ontology annotation, biological process: GDP-mannose biosynthetic process; carbohydrate metabolic process. Gene Ontology annotation, molecular function: mannose-6-phosphate isomerase activity; zinc ion binding. The transcript is spliced from 6 exons. The coding region runs from base 80 to 1423 and encodes 447 amino acids. NCBI's taxonomy places the organism in Eukaryota, Fungi, Basidiomycota, Tremellomycetes, Filobasidiales, Filobasidiaceae.